Molecule: messenger RNA, 1209 nt
Organism: Opisthorchis viverrini
Lineage: Eukaryota; Metazoa; Platyhelminthes; Trematoda; Opisthorchiida; Opisthorchiidae
Exons: 6
Coding region: 1-1209 (402 amino acids)
Source: RefSeq, a predicted model, not a curated record
AUGACAAAUCAUGAACAAAUGAGUGACGGCAAGGCGGUUGGCUCUAACGGCGUCGUAAAACCAUCAUACCGUCUAAAUGACGGUCCGCAGUUGUCGGACUACACAGGAACAACGAGAAUGAUGGAACCCAAAGCUGAGGGCCAAUCGACCGACACAACCAAGGCCAACCACCGACGUGCCCGGUCUGACCUCAAACUCAUCUACAAGCACCUGCAGGCUUCGGUCUUUCUCUCCGAUACCCGAACAACCGUCCCUAUGCUUCACAAACUGCAUGCGUCGGUGUUUACAACCGAGGACAAGGUUACAGAGGAACUUUGCGACUUUGACCCACAAACAGAAAAAUUAACAAAAACCGUGCUUGACGACCGAACUGGUGGCGCCGGUGCGAAAUCAGAAAUAUUGGAAUCACUCAGUAAAAAGGUAGCCGACGGUGGUGAAAGAUUAUUCACAUUAGUGCCCGCCAUGAGUACAGCUCCAGAAUUAUCCAGACUUAUAUCCGGUGACACGCCGUGUGCAGAAGUUUCAACAAAGUUUCGACCAGUGAAUGUCAGUGCAAGCCGGCAUACAGGUAGCCCAGGUUUGAUUCUGCGACCGGCCGCUAAUCGGCGAGGCUUCUUCCGAUUAGACGUAGACAGUGCACCGCGGCUUGGUAUUUCUGCGUCUUUGGCUAGUUUUUGCGCUAGGCACUGGUUUUCUCUGUACCGACGCCGAUUGCUCGUUGAACAUUUGUGCUUUUUAUAUGGACAAUCGUACAAAGUGCCAUCCGAGAACUGUCAAUUCUUCUUGACAACUGUGAAAUAUCUUGGGUUCAACUUCGACGCCUCUGGUCGCCAUCCCGACCCGGAGAAUAUCCGAGGUACACAGCAGAUGCCGCCUCCUAAAGAUGUCCCAUCCUUACGCUCUUUUCUGGGGCUGAUCAGUUAUUAUUCGGCAGUCCUGCCUGUGCUACACAACAUCCGGCCUCCGCUUAAUCGGUUGCUUGGAAAGGACAUCCCGUGGUGCUGGUCAGAAGAAUGUGAGGAAGCAUUCUGCAAGCUGAAAACCAUGCUCAGCUCUGGACCAAUGCUGCGUGAUGAGUGGCCGUUGGGCCCAGAUUUUAGACCAAUCAGAUCUCAGCUUGAUGCGAGGCCGGCAAGCGUUCCAAACUUUUGGCCAGUAAUGUGCUGGAUAGUCUUCUCGACCAUAGCAGCACAUGACUGUAAGCCGUAA